UUAAUUAUUUAUUUUUAUACAAUAUGUAAUUUGACAAAACAUAAUACUUGACAGAUUAGUUGACAGUGAUGCCGAUAUAUCGCUUAGUGUCUAUAGUAAGCAACUUGCUGUGUUUUGCAACAUUUUUAAAAGCUGCCGAAAGCACCUUUUGUUUCUUAAUGCUUUAUUGAAAUAAGCCCUUUAUUUGUUUAAGUGUUUAUUGUGAAUUCCUCAGGGUACAUGUAUAUUUCUUUUUGUGUGCUCUGAGUAAUAGAAUUAAAAAUAAAAGCACUGAGUCGGUAAAAGUUUUGCACAAACUAAAUUUCAAUUAAAAUGUCCCACCAAACAGGCAUUAAAGCAAAUGAAAAGUUGAGUAAAAUUUUUGGUAAAAGCAAAAAUGGAAAAAUUCGUGUUAUAAAAGUUUCAAUUGAAAAUGAGGAAUUAACUUGUAGUGGUACGACGGAAGUCAAAAAAGACUGGGAGAGAGAUUAUGAUAAGCUUAUAACACCAUUGUUGGAUGAAAAUGUUCCUUGCUAUAUUUUGUAUCGUUUAGAUACGAAAACGUCGAUGGGACAUGCAUGGUUACUAUUAUCAUGGGUGCCAGACGCAGCGAGCAUAAGACAGAAGAUGGUUUAUGCAUCAACAAAAGCGACAUUAAAGACUGAAUUUGGUUCAGCACACAUCACAGAAGAAAUUCACUGUACUUCCGCCGAUGAGGCUACACUUGACGGUUACAAUCGGCAUAAAAAAGCGUUUGCAACCCCCGCUCCUUUAACUUCGCGUGAAGAAGAGCUAGCUGAACUUCGUAAAGCUGAAGUAAAAACUGAUGUAAACACUGAUACGCGCCAUCAAACACUCGGUGGUAUUUCUUGCCCUCUUAGCGACGCGACUAUUGAUGCAAUUAAAGAUCUAGUAAAAGGCUCCUAUGAUUAUUUACAAUUUCGAAUUGAUCUAGACGAAGAAUGUAUACAUGUAUCACAUGCCGCUGUGGUUCCGCUAUUAGAAUUACCAAAACACAUACCUGAAGAUCAUGCGCGUUAUCAUUUGUACAUGUUUAAGCACACACACGAGGGUGACUAUCAGGAGGCAUUUGUGUUCAUAUAUUCUAUGCCUGGCUAUUCAUGUUCAGUACGCGAGCGAAUGAUGUAUUCUAGUUGUAAAGCUCCAUUUUUGGAUCAUUUAAAUUCUUUAGGUGUUGAUGUUGUAAAAAGGUUGGAAAUCGAUAGCGGUACGGAGUUAACAGAAGACUUUUUACAAGAUGAAUUACAUCCAAAGAAAAUUCUACAUCGACCAGCAUUUGCCAAACCCAAAGGACCACCAAAUCGUGGUGCAAAACGGUUAACCCGCCCUCAAGAAGAAUCUUAAAGUAGCAGGAUUACUUUCAGAUUAUUUUAUUUGCUUUUAUACUCGCAUUUAAAUGACUAAACUGUAAAGCAUAGCAAACGGGAGUAAUAAUGUCACUCUUCGAAGUCGUUCAUAGUGUUGUCUUAUAUUGGAAUAUAAAUUUGUCCUUGUGAAAGGAAUAAAAAUAAAAUUUUGUGUUACUCAACUAACAAUUUUACAAUAUAAAAAACAAAAAUUACA
Molecule: messenger RNA, 1563 nt
Organism: Teleopsis dalmanni
Lineage: Eukaryota; Metazoa; Arthropoda; Insecta; Diptera; Diopsidae
Gene: twf
Product: twinfilin
Exons: 4
Coding region: 313-1344 (343 amino acids)
Biological process (GO): actin filament depolymerization; barbed-end actin filament capping; positive regulation of neuron projection development
Cellular component (GO): cytoplasm; myofibril; actin filament
Molecular function (GO): actin filament binding; actin monomer binding
Source: RefSeq, a predicted model, not a curated record